UGAAGGACAUUGCUGUGCAGAGCACGGGUUGCAGAGCUCCUGAAAGGGAGACAAGCAAGAUGCGAAAAAUAGCAGGAAAAAAGGCUUUUUUUUAAAUAACAUGCCACCAGAACUUCUGCAUGGUAACAAAGGGCUCCCAAAAGAAUUUAAUAUAGCUCAUUGAGUUUUGAUUCUACUGAUAGUUCAAAAGGGAUGAUAUGGAAAGUUUGAAGAUGAUCAUCUAAAGCAGCUGGGUAUUUGCAAAAGAAGACUUCGACAGCACACAGAUACUUAAUCUCUAAACCAAGUUCAACGAUGCAUUAGAGGAAGCUGGAUUGGCUGUACUGAGAUUUCACACUGAAGGAUGAAUAGUGAAGAAGAGUUUUAUGAUGCCGUUACGGGCUUUGAUUCUGACAAUUCUUCAGGAGACUUUUCAGAAGCAAAUCAUAAAGUUGCAGAAAUGCUUGAUCUAGAUCCACACCAAAGCAAUAGGCCUGGAAAGCAUAAUGGAGAGACAGAGAUUCAAGAAAAUGGAAUUAAGAGACACAGGACAUCAUUACCUGCCCCAAUGUUUUCUAGAAGUGAUUUUAGUGUGUGGAGCAUAUUAAAAAAAUGCAUUGGACUGGAGCUGUCUAAGAUUACAAUGCCUAUUGUCUUCAAUGAGCCAUUGAGUUUUCUUCAGCGGAUAACAGAAUAUAUGGAACAUAUAUACCUCAUUAAUAAGGCUUGUAGUCAUGCAGACCCCCUGGAAAGAAUGCAGGCUGUAGCUGCUUUUGCAGUUUCUGCUGUAGCCUCUCAGUGGGAGAGAACUGGCAAACCAUUUAACCCGCUGUUAGGAGAAACCUACGAAUUAACCAGGGAGGAUUUAGGAUUUAGGUUUAUAUCUGAGCAAGUCAGCCACCACCCACCUAUUAGUGCGUUUUAUUCUGAAGGCCUCAAUAAGGACUUUAUUUUUCAUGGAUCAAUCUAUCCCAAACUAAAAUUCUGGGGAAAGAGUAUAGAAGCGGAGCCUCGGGGAACAAUUACUUUGGAGCUUCUGAAACAUAAUGAAGCUUACACAUGGACAAAUCCAACCUGUUGUGUACAUAAUGUAAUUAUUGGUAAACUGUGGUUAGAACAAUAUGGAACGGUAGAAAUUGUAAAUCACAGUACUGGAGAUAAAUGUGUCCUUAAUUUUAAACCGUGUGGACUGUUUGGGAAAGAGCUUCACAGAGUAGAGGGAUACAUUCAGGACAAAAACAGAAAGAAGCUGUGCGUCAUCUAUGGCAAGUGGACAGAAUGUUUAUGGUGUACUGAUCCCACUACGUAUGAGACUUACAAAAAGAAUGAAAAGAGAGGUGGUGAGCAGAAGAAAUUGAAGCCGAGUGAAGAUGUUAUUAAAUCCGAAAAUGAUGAGGCUGAUGAUAUGCCAGAGGUUCAAGACACGGUGCAGUUCAUACCAGGCAGUAAAUUGCUUUGGAGAAUAAAUUGUAGGCCACCAAACUCAUCACAGAUGUACAAUUUCACCAGUUUUGCUGUGAGUCUCAAUGAGCUAGAAAAGGGCAUGGAAGCAAUAUUAGCUCCCACUGACUGUCGGCUACGUCCAGAUAUCAGAAAUAUGGAAAACGGAAACAUGGAUGUGGCUAGCAAAGAAAAGGAGAGACUAGAAGAGAAACAAAGAGCUGCUCGCAAGGAGCGUGCAAAAGAUGAAGUGGAGUGGCACACACGAUGGUUUCAUCAAGGCACUAACCCAUACACUGGGACUUCAGACUGGCUGUACUCAGGUGGCUAUUUUGAUAGAAAUUUCUCAGACUGUCCAGACAUUUACUGAAAUUACGGAACCAAUUGCUCAUCUCAUCUGGACAUCUAGUUACUAGAUUUCAUUCCAAGCAAGUUACUCUGGUUUUGUUGAUAGCAAAAACCAGCUUUUCUAAGUAAAUUUUAACAAAAAUUCUAUUGGUCAACAAUCAAGGAUUUAAUUAUCACUAACGUUGGAUUGCCAAAUAUUUGAAUACUGCUGCAUUCUUUCCGUAAAGCUGCACCUGAAAUCAUCGUGCUUUCACUAAUUUUCAAAGGGACCUUUGGUUCUUCUUUUUUUUUUUUUUUUUUCUUAGCUUCUUUGCCAGGAAGGUACGCUGUAUCCGGUAGAGCACAUAACAUCCUUGAAAACUACGUAACUUAAAUAAAAUAGAGAUAAUAUCCUUGUUACUUAGUAUAAUAGUGAAGAAUCUGAAGUUUCUGGAACUCGGAGCAGGGAUGAAAAGCUAGUAUGGUACCAACAGGAUCAAAUCUAGUACUGUUGAUACUCCCCGUGAAGAGAUGCAUGUGAACUUCCAUACGGUAUGUAGCACUAUGUGGGGGCUGGAGCUCCUGGCCCCUCUCUCUCAAUACAGUUCAAUAAUUCAGAGACUUGGGAAAACAAAAAACAACCUGAGCUUCUCAAACUGUAGUUGUGUGUUACAGAGUCUUCACAACUUUUGGACACUGUGAGCAUUAAACUGUAUACCUGUGAUAAAAUUACAUAAAGCAUACGUUAGGAGAAGGGAAGGGUGCAUUAAAAAGUGUGCUUUUCUGAAGUCAAAUGCUGUUCUUAAAAUACGAGAAGCUUCCGAAGCAAUUGUAGGAACGUAGAGGUGGUUACAAUGUAAAAUAUAUUGCUUGCUACCACUUGGAGGCUUAAAUCUUCUGCACUACCUUUGGCAGCUUUGGCACUAUGUACGCUUCUAGACUAAACUUUUAUUCGGAAGCACUUUGGUAUGUAUAUCCACACAGGUUCAUAUUUUGGGGAAGUUUUGGUUUGCAUGUUUUUCAUUAUUAGGUCAUGUCUGUUUUGUAUGUUGUGAAAAAGCAGAAUCAGUUUAAAGCUUUGGCAGAGUUAUACCUAUUACGAGUUUUCUGUGAGCACGUGCUGUCAAAAAGUGGGAUAUUUGCAUAUUUUUUUUUUGUUCCAUAUCUAACCAUCGAAGCCAUAUAAUACUGGAAAUAAUCAGUUACUGAAUUGAUGCAUUCAUUUUCUUUCAA
Molecule: messenger RNA, 2979 nt
Organism: Gavia stellata (red-throated loon)
Lineage: Eukaryota; Metazoa; Chordata; Aves; Gaviiformes; Gaviidae
Gene: OSBPL2
Product: oxysterol binding protein like 2
Exons: 16
Coding region: 344-1789 (481 amino acids)
Cellular component (GO): cytosol; intracellular membrane-bounded organelle; membrane
Molecular function (GO): cholesterol binding
Source: RefSeq, a predicted model, not a curated record